AUCUCAGAAUACGAUAAGGUGGUGGACGUAAAGUGAGCAAUACAAUUUUGUGACUUGAGAAGUGAGAAGAAAAAAAGUUCAUAGGUUAAUUCUCAAACUUCUAAAAUGUUUAUAGAAGCUAAAAUAGUUUGUGUGUUCUUAUUCGUUAUUUUCAUGAUAUGUACAAAAAAGUACAAACUUAUCUUAAACUUCAUAUAUGACUUUUAUGAAGAUAGUAUUGGAGUUAAACAAAAAGUAAUAGAAAACAACAUACUCCAAGAAAUUACUAUUCCCAAAAGUGUAAAUUAUCAUUUCACACGAAAAUGCAAUUAUGAGUGCGGAUUUUGUUUCCACACUGCAAAAACAUCGUACAUGUUGAAUUUAGAUGACGCUAAAGUAGGACUGACCAAAUUGACAGAAGCAGGAAUGGUGAAAAUUAAUUUUAGUGGUGGCGAGCCAUUCUUACCUGAACGUGGUAAUCAUCUAGGAGAAAUGGUAAAGUUUUGUAAAGAAACGCUUCAGUUACAAUCCGUCUCAAUUGUUUCUAAUGGAUCUAUGAUAAAGGAAAAUUGGUUCAAGAAAUAUGGAAAGUAUGUUGAUAUUAUGGCCAUUUCAUGUGAUUCUUUUCACGAAGAAACUAAUAAGAGUAUUGGUAGAGGCCAAGGAAACAAAAAUCACAUUGAGCAACUGUUUAGAGUACGAGACUGGUGUCAGAAAUACGACGUUCUGUUUAAAAUUAAUACAGUCGUCAAUACCUACAAUUAUGAUGAAGAUAUGAGCGAAAAUAUUAUGAGUCUCAACCCUAUCAGGUGGAAAGUAUUUCAGUGUUUACUACUAGAAGGAGAAAAUGCUGGACCCGAAGCUCUACGCAACGCAGAGCGGUUUUAUAUUAACGAGGAUGUAUUCAAUGAAUUUUUACAUCGUCAUAAAAAUGUGAAAUGUUUAGUCCCCGAAUCCAACAAAAAAAUGCAAAACAGUUACUUAAUCUUGGAUGAAUAUAUGCGGUUUCUAGACUGCACAUCUGGCUCCAAAUGUCCUUCAAAAUCCAUUCUAGACAUUGGUGUAUCAAACGCUCUCAAGUUUGCAGGUUUCGACGAAGCAAUGUUCAAAAAAAGAGGUGGGAUAUACAAAUGGUCCAAAGAAGCAAAUAAAUUGUCAUGGUGAUUGCCUAAGAGUAGUUUAAACUUAUUGAACAUUUAUUUGUUGCUCAAAUUGAGCCCCAAAGAUGAUGUUACGGACGAGUGAAAUAUUUUAUUUUUGUACUGUUUUAAUAAGAUAAUGUAAUUUGAUCGAAUAAUGUACAUAUAUUUUU
Molecule: messenger RNA, 1291 nt
Organism: Diabrotica balteata
Lineage: Eukaryota; Metazoa; Arthropoda; Insecta; Coleoptera; Chrysomelidae
Source: the annotation of a GenBank genome assembly